This is a messenger RNA of Halichondria panicea, 1171 nucleotides long. RefSeq names its product zinc-regulated GTPase metalloprotein activator 1-like. The record is from RefSeq and is a predicted model, not a curated record. Gene Ontology annotation, cellular component: cytoplasm. Lineage: Eukaryota; Metazoa; Porifera; Demospongiae; Suberitida; Halichondriidae. The coding region runs from base 73 to 1131 and encodes 352 amino acids. The transcript has 11 exons.
UCCCCUUUUAUCCAAUCCCCACCCACCUUUGAGUCCCAGAAAAGUAAAAAAAGACUUGCUCUGGUCAAAGUCAUGUCAGACUCAGAAGAUGAUGUCCCAGAGCUGGUACCUAUACCUCCCAUAGUCAAAAUUCCUGUCACAAUAAUUACUGGGUUUCUGGGUGCUGGUAAGACGACUCUGUUGAACUACAUCCUCACUGAACAGCAUCAGAAGAAGAUAGCCGUCAUCCUGAACGAGUUCGGGGAAGGUAGUGCAGUGGAGAAGUCUAUGUCAGUAGGUCAGUCUGGAGAGCUGUUUGAAGAGUGGCUGGAGCUCAGGAAUGGCUGUCUAUGCUGCUCCGUCAAAGAUGUUGGCGUGAAGGCAAUAGAGAGCUUGAUGGAGAAGAAGGGCAAGUUUGACUACAUUCUCUUGGAGACCACUGGCCUGGCCGACCCGGGUCCCAUUGCCUCUAUUUUUUGGCUCGACGAGGGUCUGGGGAGCGAGAUCUAUCUUGAUGGUAUAGUAACUGUAAUAGACUCCAAGCAUUGUAGCCAGCAGCUGGAUGAAAAGAAACAAGAUGGUUCUGUCAAUGAAGCCAUUAGACAAGUCGCUCUUGCAGACAUUAUUCUGGUCAACAAGACAGACUUGGUCACUAAGCAACAACUGGAGGCCAUUAAAAGUAGAAUAAGUGACAUCAACAGUAUGGCUAAAAUGGUGGAAACACUCCGUUCCAAAAUCGACCUGGGUCUCAUUCUGGAUCUGCAUGCUUACGAUAGUACGUCAAGGUCCAUUCCAUGUACUCAAUCGUCCCAUUCCAAUGAUGGACAUAUCAACGAUGCGGUGCGUACAGUGACAUUUGAAGUUGAGCAAGAUGUCUUGGAGGACAAACUGGACAGCUGGCUCCAAGAAUUGCUAUGGGAAAAGAGUGGGCGUGACAGAGAGGGCAGGACCAUGGAGAUUAUGCGGAUGAAGGGCGUUUUGUCAGUCGUCGGGGAGACCAGACGUGUGAUCGUGCAAGGGGUAUACGAGCUGUUUGAGAAGGAGCCCUCCACUGAGUGGGGUAGUGAGAGAAGGAUCAACAGGCUCGUGUUUAUUGGUUACAAUUUGGAUAAAGACAUCUUAAUGGACUCAUUCAGAACUGCUUGUCUUUAAUUGUCACAAUAAUAUUAGAUGAAUCAUUUUGAAAAAAAUA